UAGUUUCUUUGAAUUCGCAUUACGGACAGCAGGGGGCGGUGGAGCCUCCUCGCGCUGAAGGCGAAGAAGACUAAGGUCACUGCGAGGCAACAUGGCGGCUCCCUCCAAGAAGGUGUUUGAGAUCUUCGUCUCUAAAGUCCCCUGGACUGUGGCCGGAAAGGAGAUGCGGGAGUACUUCGGACAGUUUGGACAGGUCAAGAAGUGUCUUCUGCCGUUUGACAAGGAGACGGGCUUCCACAGAGGCUUCUGCUGGGUGGGCUUCUCGUCAGAGGAGGGUCUGAACAACGCUCUGCAGAAAGACCCUCACGUCCUGGAGGGGUCCCGGCUCCAGGUCCAGAGGAACAAGCGUCUGUUUGCAGGACAGAAGUCCAUCAGAGACGCCGAAGACGACUGAGGGUGAGACGGACUCAGAAGACACCGUCCUCGCCUGUUUGCUUGCAUUGUCUGGAAUGAAUAAAUUUGUUUUUGUUGUAA
Salarias fasciatus (jewelled blenny) is the source of this 474-nucleotide messenger RNA. Its product is annotated as SRA stem-loop-interacting RNA-binding protein, mitochondrial-like. Gene Ontology annotation, molecular function: RNA binding. NCBI's taxonomy places the organism in Eukaryota, Metazoa, Chordata, Actinopteri, Blenniiformes, Blenniidae. The record is from RefSeq and is a predicted model, not a curated record. The transcript has 4 exons. Bases 92 to 394 code for a protein of 100 amino acids.